UCCAACUUUCACUCAUUUGUGUUCAAGUUCUUGUUGGAUUCGGAGGUAUUUUUUUUCGGUUGACUUUUUUUUUUGGUGUUAUAUAAAUAAAAUUGAGUCACAAUGUCGGUCGGUUCGGUGAUUGUUAUUGGAAUAAUUGCGUUCGUUUCGUUUCUUUAUUCGAUGCUUACGCUUCCAAUUUAUUUCUUGGUUCAACAGCCGUGGAAAAUGAGGCAGAGAAUUAAGGAAGUUAAAGCUAAACCAGUCAGUUCAUCAAGCACAGCAAUUACUUACAAGAGCAUCCGACCCAACAUGGAACUUCAUCUAACACUUCAGAGACAAAAUGUUGAUACACUUGAGAAAAUGUUCAAGUUUGCAGCACUUAAUUACAAAAAUAAAAAGUGUCUUGGAACUAGACAAAUCCUUGCUGAGGAAGAUGAAAGACAGCCUGAUGGUAAGAUCAUGAAGAAGUUCAGGAUGGGUGUCUAUAAAUGGAGAACUUUUGAUGAAGUCAAUGUCGAAGCUUCAAACUUUGGUAAGGGACUUCGUGAACUUGGAGUCAAUCCAAAAGACAGAAUUGUCAUAUUUGCUGAGACUCGAGCUGAAUGGAUGAUUGCUGCACAUGGAUUAUUUAAGCAAAACUGCACCUGCUGUACAAUUUAUGCAACUCUUGGUGAAGACGGUAUUGCCUUUGGUGUUAAUGAGACUGAAGUUAAGUUUGUCAUAACAAGUCAUGAGUUGAUGCCAAAAGUUAGAAAUAUUUUAAAGGAUAUCCCCAAUGUCCAUACAGUUGUUUACUUUGAAGAUCAGUUAAACCCAACUGACACAUCUAACUUUGGAAAUGUAAGAGUCGUGCCUUAUACAGAAGUUGUAAGGAAAGGAGCUAACAAUCGUCAUGAUGAACAUUCACCAUCUCCUGCUGACAUUGCAAUUUUGAUGUACACAAGUGGAUCAACUGGAGUUCCAAAGGGUGUUAUGUUGUCCCAUGCAAACUGUAUUGCCACAUUAAAGACAUUUUCGGAUGGUAUCAAAAUAUUCCCUGAAGAUGUCUUCCUUGGUCUACUCCCGCUUGCUCAUGUUUAUGAGCUACUUGCUGAGACUAUUUGCUUAUGUCUUGGUGUUCCUAUUGGUUACUCGACAGCACUCACUCUCCUUGAUACUAGUCUUAAGGUUAAAGCUGGAACGAUGGGAGAUGCUCGUGCUUUAGAGCCGUCAGCAAUGACUGCUGUUCCACUGAUUCUUGAUCGUGUCCGUAAAGGUAUUACUGAUAAAAUGAGCAAAGAAUCAGCUGUGAAGAAGGCUCUAUUUGAAUAUUGUGUCAAUUAUAAACGACGCUGGGUAAGACGAGGAUAUAGAACUCCGAUUGUUGACAAGAUUGUCUUUAAGAAAGUCGCUGCAUUACUUGGUGGAAAAAUGAGAGCAAUGAUAAGUGGAGGAGCACCUUUAUCGCCAGAUACUCACGAAUUCAUCCGAAAUUCACUUUGCUUAGACGUAGUUCAAGGAUAUGGAUUAACUGAGACAACAGCUGCUGCAACAUUGAUGGAGCAAGCUGACUGGUCUUUAGGGCGAUCCGGUGCACCAACAACAAUAUCUUCAAUUAGAAUUGUGAAUUGGGAUGAAGGAAAUUACAUGGUGACCAAGAAGCCACAUCCACAAGGUGAAGUUAUUGUUGGUGGUGAUAAUGUGUCAAUGGGAUACUUUAAGAGACCAGUUGAGAAUGAAGAGACAUUCUUUGUUGAAAAUGGAGUCAGAUGGAUGAGAACUGGUGACAUUGCUGAGGUUCAUGAGGAUGGAACUGUCAAGAUUAUUGAUCGUAAGAAGGAUUUGGUCAAGCUUCAACAUGGCGAAUAUAUUUCCCUCGGUAAAGUCGAAUCGGAGCUGAAAACAUGCAUUUUUGUAGAAAACAUUUGUGUCUAUGGUGACUCAACAAAGACUUAUUGUGUUGCUGUAAUUACACCAGCAGAAAUUGGAUUAAAGGACUUGGCAGCAACACUUGGAGUUACUGGUGAAAUUGAGCAGCUCUGCAUGAAUCGUGAAGUCACAAAUCUUGCAUUAAAGAGAAUUCAGGAACAUGCAGCAAAAUCAAAUCUUAUUAAGUUUGAAAUACCAACCAAAAUCACAUUAGUGCCCGAGCAAUGGACACCCGAGUCUGGACUUGUAACAGCUGCCUUUAAAAUUAAAAGGAAAGAAAUUCAAAACAAAUAUAAAGCUGAAUAUACAAAAAUGUAUAUUUAAUGCUGUAUGGCUGUUGACCAAUUUAGGAA
Chironomus riparius is the source of this 2243-nucleotide messenger RNA. The record is from the annotation of a GenBank genome assembly. NCBI's taxonomy places the organism in Eukaryota, Metazoa, Arthropoda, Insecta, Diptera, Chironomidae.